AUGAACUCGUGUAGUAUCCGCGUCAUCGAUUUGGACGACGGCUCUGUGCGUACCAUCACAUGGGAUGUAAACGUACCCGACCAAGUCUUUGAGAGUCUCAUUGAAUCGCAAUUACGUGCACAAUUUGGCGUAUCGGAUGAAGCUUGGGUGGAUCUCAUUGAUACUGCGAAUUCGAGUCUCGUACAUAUAACAAAGGAAGUGUUGAGUAAUAUGAAAGACUCAUUAUGUUUGUGUCUGUCUCCAAAGACAGAAGCGCUUGCUCCAAUGAAAACAAAUGAAGUGUUUGAGGUCAUUUUUCAAGACCGAUCUCUAGGCAUGACAAUCCGUGAACAUAAUGAAAGUGUGAUUGUUAAUCAUUUUAAACGUCAACCGAAUGGUGCAAUAGGUGAAGCCGAAGCCAGUCGAGUUAUCCAGCCUAACGAUGUCAUUUACAAAGUUAAUGGAGCACGAACUGUUGGUCGCAGCUAUGAUAACGUUGUACAAAUGCUACAAGCACAAACGCGUCCAUUGAGCAUUCAAUUCUUUCGUCCUUUUCGACGUGAUGGGCUCUUUGCAGUUGAAUUUCGUGGUCCUAGUCUUAAUAUGACUAUCACGACGGACGAUGUCAAUGUUAUUGUCAAGGACUUGCCUAUGGCACAUCCAAAUAUCGUUGGCUAUGCAGAAGCUCAUGGUGUACGCAUCUCGGAUAUUGUACAUGCAGUUGAUGGAGUAGUAAUUAAUGGAGUCGAGUAUAACCGUGCUAUCAGUCUACUCAGUCGCAGUACGCGUCCUAUGGUCGUGAUUUUUGCACGUUCAAAAAUCAUGCCUCCAACACCUGGAAGAUCAACGGCUGCCAUGACGAACCGGUUCUCGUUUGCGUCGACAGUAGCACCGUCACCUCGACCAAGUACCGUAGAUAGUCUUGGAUCACGUCGUGGUUCAGCAUCGUCCAUGAUGAGUGGGGUAGAUGGCGAAAAUAUGCUUGUAGAGGAAAUGCUAGAGUUUUGCGAAGGAAUGGGCAGUGAUGGUGUACUAACUCAUAAAGAAGUGGAGAUGCUAAAGGAUAUGGUGCUUGCUAUGCGACCAGACGUUUGUUGUGCUGUGAAGCGAAAGAAUACGAAUGCUCUCGUGGCACUUGUCCGGUCUCCGUUCAUGCGGCUGUGGGAAAACUUACUUAAGACUCGAGAGAAAAUUCUACUAGCUGGACCUGUGUCGCUGAAGCGCAAAAAACGCUUCCAUCUGCUACUGACCGAUCAUGAACGACUAUUAUUUGUCAAUAAAGACACGAAUUUACUAGAAGACGAGAUCAUGUGCUCACAGAUUGUGACUGUGAGUUCACGCUCUAAGUUUCAGGAGCUCACAAUAUCAACAAGUAAGACGGAGUACGUCUUGAUUGACAAUUUCAUCGGACCUGUCAUUUGGGUCCGUGCUAUCUUGCCUUUCACAUGCACACAGGGGAUUUUAAAAGUGGCGAGCAGCAGGCGAUUCCUUGUCUCAAAGAAGCGGUAUUUCAUAUUGCGUGGCAAUCGUCUUACAGGGUACAAGAAAGAAAGUAUGAUUCAUCAGGUUGGCGCUAAAAGCAGCACGAUUUCUCUUGCGGAUGCCAAAAUUGACAUCUCGGACCCACGCAAUCUCACUAUUAUCAUCACGACGCCCGAAUUUAGUCAAGCAGGGAAAAAGCUUAUCCUGACAGCAACGUCGACACGAGAGUUUAAUAAGUGGACUACAGCCUUACUAGCGCUGCAAACAGGAUCGCCAACCCCAGCGGCUUGA
Plasmopara halstedii is the source of this 1752-nucleotide messenger RNA. Its product is annotated as pleckstrin homology domain-containing partial. The record is from RefSeq and is a predicted model, not a curated record. Gene Ontology annotation, molecular function: protein binding. Lineage: Eukaryota; Oomycota; Peronosporomycetes; Peronosporales; Peronosporaceae. The coding region runs from base 1 to 1752 and encodes 583 amino acids. The transcript has a single exon.